Sipha flava (yellow sugarcane aphid) is the source of this 1711-nucleotide messenger RNA. RefSeq names its product cyclin-Q (gene koko). NCBI's taxonomy places the organism in Eukaryota, Metazoa, Arthropoda, Insecta, Hemiptera, Aphididae. Bases 411 to 1253 code for a protein of 280 amino acids. Gene Ontology annotation, molecular function: cyclin-dependent protein serine/threonine kinase regulator activity. The transcript is spliced from 7 exons. Gene Ontology annotation, biological process: regulation of transcription by RNA polymerase II. Gene Ontology annotation, cellular component: nucleus. The record is from RefSeq and is a predicted model, not a curated record.
CUUGUUUGAGCGGACGGCGUUGUUCCGUGUGUAUGGCGCAUGUCCAUGUUUGUGACGUCGUCUGUGUAUUGUUCCCCGGUCCCCGUAUCGCCCGAGCGUUUUUCUCGUCUACCGCCGACUACACGUAAAGUAGCUGAUUUUGUUGUUUGUGAGUUAUUUUUUAUCAAGAUCCGUUUACAUUGUGCAAGUUUGGACGCCACAUCGUUUCCUUGACGAAAUCGUCUGUUGCAUACAUUGGCCGCGCAUUAGUUGUAUCCGCCAGCAAAAGCGUGCGACGGUUGUUCGCAAAAACUCGAGGCUUGGACGCUGUGCGAUUGCUUCAGUCGGUACCUGGUUACCGUACUGUCUCCCGUUUACCGUGUAUAUCCAUUUGUACGACAGAUUAUUAGAAGUCUUGAAUAUUUGACAUAAUGGGGAAAACAAAAUUAUCAAAAGUGAAGAGUAUCACAAAAAGCAAGAACAAAUCUCAUAAGCAGAAAGUAAAAUCUCACAAGAAAAACAAAAGUAUUUCUAAAAAUAAACAUCGAACUAAACUGCGUUCAGAGAGUCAAGACAAAUUACAAAAACCUGAAGCUCCUCUCACAAACUAUUUGGCUUACAAGUCAAACUAUAUCGCUGUUCGGUAUAUAUUUGAGUGUGGUAUAAAACUUGGUCUAAAACAUAUUACUAUAUGCUCAGCAGCAGUUUACUUCCAUAAGUUUUAUGAAAAUAUUGAUGAAAAUCCAUAUGACAAUUAUUCUAUAGCUAGUGCAACAUUAUACUUGGCUAGUAAAGUACAUGAUGAGACUGUCAAACUUCGAGAUUUGAUAAAUGUGACAUAUCACACAUUACACAGAGAUGCGGCUCCAAUACGAUUAGCUGAAGAUUAUUGGAACUUCCGCGAUUCUAUUGUGCAUGCUGAAAUGUUAACAAUGAGAUUAUUACAGUUUGAUACUACAUUUGAUCAUCCGCACAAUUAUUUUCUACACUACGUUCAGACUGUUCGACCAGUGUUCUAUUCAAAACAUGGCAAGGACAUCAUUGUAUUUAAAAAAGCAUAUGACUUUUUACAUGAUUUUUAUCAUAGCAGUGAUAUACUCAAAUAUAAACCUCAGCAUAUUGCUAUUGCUUGUAUGGAAUUAGCAAUCAAAGUGUACGGCAUUCCAUCGCAGAUAAUUGAUUAUGAAGUACAGCCUUGGUAUCAGCAAUUUUUUGCACAAAAUCGUUCUAUUAUAUUGUCUGCAAAAUAUCUACAAUAUGUGAUCAAAAAUUAAAAGUGUGAAAGAUCAUUGGAAUUUGUGAACAAUUAGUUGAUGUAUAUUUUAGCUGAUUUUUAAAAGGAUACCAAUCAUUUGAAGUGAUAUACCUCUUUCUACAUAUCAGGACUGUUGAUGUUUAGUCAUAUUAUGAUUAUAAAAUAUAUUAUUGGCAUAACACACAGGGUCGUUUAAUAAGGUCACUUUAUUUAAAAAAAAAAAAUAAGCAAGUGAAAAUGUACUGUUAAGACAUCUUGGAAAAUGUUUUAUUUUCUUUGGAUGUUUGUUCCUGAAAUUAAAUGUUUCUUAUGUUUUAAAAGUAGUGAGAAAGUAUUCAGAAUAUUAACUGAAAGAUUCACAUAUUUUCAUUUUAAUUAAGCCAAGUGGAUAUUUAUUUCAAUAAUUUAUCUCAUUUUCAUGUUAUGUUAAUUGACUUGGAUCUUUUAAAAAAAUAUACUGUGCAAUUUUAAUUUUCA